GCAUGAAGCCAGAUUUAAACAACGUAUGCUGGAACUAACGGACACGAACAACAUUGCCUACUUAUUUCUAUCAGCUGCCAACAGAUGGCUGGAGGUCAGGACGGAUUACCUUGGUGCUUGUAUAGUUCUGACUGCGGCUGUCACUUCCAUCACCGAAGGGCCCAACUCAGGGUUUGUGGGGCUGGGUCUCCUGUAUGCUCUGACGAUAACCAACUAUUUGAACUGGGUUGUGAGGAAUCUGGCUGAUCUGGAGGUGCAGAUGGGUGCAGUAAAAAAAGUACACAGCUUCCUGAACAUGGAGUCGGAGAACUAUGAUGGCUACUUGGAUCCCUCUCAAGUCCCCAAAGACUGGCCCCAGGAGGGGGAAAUCAAGAUUGAAAAUCUGUGUGUUCGAUAUGAAAACAACUUGAAGCCUGUUCUUAAGCACGUUAAGGCAUAUAUCAAACCAGGACAAAAGGUUGGGAUCUGUGGUCGUACCGGCAGCGGCAAGUCAUCCCUGUCUUUGGCAUUCUUCAGGAUGGUGGACAUAUUUGAUGGGAGGAUAGUGAUUGACGGAAUAGACAUCAGCAAAUUGCCUCUUCAUACUCUCCGCUCCAGACUUUCCAUUAUUCUCCAGGAUCCAAUAUUGUUCAGCGGCUCCAUCCGCUUUAAUUUGGAUCCAGAAUGCAAGUGCACCGAUGAUAGACUCUGGGAAGCUUUGGAGAUCGCUCAGUUGAAGAACAUGGUCAAGUCAUUGCCAGGAGGCCUCGAUGCAAUGGUCACAGAAGGAGGAGAGAACUUCAGUGUAGGGCAAAGGCAGCUCUUCUGUCUGGCCCGAGCUUUUGUCCGCAAGAGUAGCAUUCUCAUCAUGGAUGAAGCCACAGCAUCUAUUGACAUGGCCACAGAAAACAUUUUGCAGAAGGUUGUGAUGACUGCUUUUGCAGACCGCACCGUUGUGACAAUAGCACAUCGGGUUCACACCAUCCUGACUGCAGACCUGGUCAUCGUCAUGAAGCGAGGGAACAUUUUAGAAUACGAUACACCUGAGAACCUACUUUCUCAAGAAGAUGGGAUCUUUGCUUCAUUUGUCCGGGCUGACAUGUGAAGAAUCAUAUGAUGCAUUUUAAUAGCUUAUUCUUAAACAAAUGAAAUGCAAAUAUUUCCUAUUCAAUGUACCACCACUUUUUUCUUUUCUUUUUUUUUUUUUAAAGCUUCUUUCUUCACACUUCCAUCUUCCAAAAUAAUAAAACCUACUGCAAUACAUGCAUGCCUCA
Apaloderma vittatum (bar-tailed trogon) is the source of this 1253-nucleotide messenger RNA. RefSeq names its product ATP-binding cassette sub-family C member 9-like. Gene Ontology annotation, molecular function: ATPase-coupled transmembrane transporter activity; ATP binding; ATP hydrolysis activity. Lineage: Eukaryota; Metazoa; Chordata; Aves; Trogoniformes; Trogonidae. Gene Ontology annotation, cellular component: membrane. The annotation marks the transcript as partial. Gene Ontology annotation, biological process: transmembrane transport. The record is from RefSeq and is a predicted model, not a curated record. The transcript is spliced from 10 exons.